AUUUAUAGACAGUCAGAGGUGGAGAAUGGGCUUAUAUAAAAUCAGCAUUUCCACCCUGUCUGAAAUCACUUGUGCUUUGUUUCCUGAACUCAAGGGUUACGAUUAUGGCACCCAAAAAGGCAAAGAAGCGGGCAGAAGGAGCCAAUUCAAAUGUCUUCUCCAUGUUUGAACAAGCACAGAUCCAGGAGUUCAAAGAGGCUUUCACAAUCAUGGACCAGAACAGAGACGGCUUUAUCGACAAGAAUGACCUGAGGGAUACGUUCGCAGCUUUAGGCCGUCUGAACGUCAAACAAGAGGAGCUCGAACUGAUGCUGAAGGAGGCUCCAGGACCCAUUAACUUCACCGUCUUCCUCACCAUGUUUGGGGAGAAGCUAAAAGGUGCCGAUGCAGAGGAGACUAUCCUGAAUGCCUUUAAAGUGUUCGACCCCGAGGGAAAGGGGACUUUGAGGAAGGAUUUUUUGUCAGGGAUGUUGACAACGCAAGCGGACAGAUUUUCUCCAGAAGAGAUGGAGGAGAUGUUUAGUGCUUUUCCUCCAGACGCUGCAGGUAAUCUGGACUACAAGAAUCUGGUUUACAUUAUCACACAUGGAGAGGAGAAGGACCAAGAGUGAAAUAUCUCACU
Rhinichthys klamathensis goyatoka is the source of this 622-nucleotide messenger RNA. It is a transcript of the gene myl2b, whose product is annotated as myosin, light chain 2b, regulatory, cardiac, slow. Bases 105 to 611 code for a protein of 168 amino acids. The transcript has 7 exons. Gene Ontology annotation, cellular component: cytoplasm; myofibril. Gene Ontology annotation, biological process: muscle cell fate specification; heart development; cardiac muscle contraction. The record is from RefSeq and is a predicted model, not a curated record. Gene Ontology annotation, molecular function: calcium ion binding. Lineage: Eukaryota; Metazoa; Chordata; Actinopteri; Cypriniformes; Leuciscidae.